Molecule: messenger RNA, 2554 nt
Organism: Hydractinia symbiolongicarpus
Lineage: Eukaryota; Metazoa; Cnidaria; Hydrozoa; Anthoathecata; Hydractiniidae
Exons: 3
Coding region: 392-2410 (672 amino acids)
Biological process (GO): potassium ion transmembrane transport
Cellular component (GO): voltage-gated potassium channel complex
Molecular function (GO): delayed rectifier potassium channel activity
Source: RefSeq, a predicted model, not a curated record
UCAUAUGCACAAUGGAACAAAUAUUGUGUCUACACACAGAAAUGUAAGGGAACAUAAAAAACGAACUUCAAAAAAAUAUUGAAUAACUCUUCAACAUAGCUAUGUUUGAAUAAAUUAUCAAAUUUGGGUGCACACAUUUUUUCACUAUGCAGGGUUGGUUAUUUCCAUAUUGAACAAUCUAAUUUUGGCUAGCCUUUCAUGGUUUGUUUACUUUUAUUUUUGUUUACUGUUGUCAUCACAUGUUGAGAGGUGUGAUAAUAAUGAUAAUAACAGAAAAAUGUCAUUAGAAACAUCCAUGGUGAUAAGCACGCAAUCACUAGAUUAAAAAGAAACCACUGCACUUUAAUAAUGCAUAAAGCUGAACUUCUGAAUGAUGGCUCUAUGAAUUGAAAUGCAUUGCAACAGGUAUAAAAGGAGAAUGUUUCAACUCUUCAUACUUGUGUUACUUAUUGCAGCAACCAUUAACUACACUACACCACACAGCAUAAGGCCAAGAUGCUACAGCGAUUUCAGCUUUAACAUGGUCAGUAACAACUCAAACCACAUUUACAGAGAAUCAUGGAAAAGAAACUGUUCCACUGACGUAAAGUCGAUAUGCACAAAAAAUAUCACAAUAUCAUAUUUUGAUAUGCCUCCAUUUACCAAUAGUAGCAAUAUCAGCAAAUUCUACUGGGAACAAACUGGGGUAAUUCAACGUAUUAUUUCAGUGGCUUUAGCUCAAUGUUGUGGUAACUGCAUUCGAUUAAACAUAAACAAGGUAGAAGAUCGUACAGCACUUAUUGACAUGAUGACGAAGGAAACAAGUGAUAUAUUAUUUCCAAUGUUUACACGAGGCAUGCCACAUCAAUUGAAUGCUUCAAUACCACCUUUAACAAUCCCAGUCCUGCAACUACCAGGGGCCAUGUUUAUAACAAAAUCUACCAUAUCUGCAAAAUUAUUUGCCAAAGAAGUUAUUUCAGCGAUAGUUGACAUUUGGCCAUUACUUGGAGCAUCGAUAGUGCUGGCUUUUGCAGCUGGUGUAUUUAUGUGGAUUUUUGACACAUGGUGGAAUAAAGAGCACUUUCCAAGGCGAUUUUUUACAGGUUCAUUUGAAGGUUUUUGGUGGGCAUUUAUCUCCAUGACUACAGUCGGCUAUGGCGACAGGGCUCCUAAAUCUGUGCAUGGUCGAUUAUUUGCUGUGUUUUGGAUACUCUGUGGAAUUACAAUAAUGUCUUUGAUGACAGCAGCUUUAACAACAGCUAUUGGAGUGGUUGCUGGAAGGCAACGCGCAACUGCUGAUAACGGUAGAGUUGGUAUAUUAAAAGAUCAUGUAUUUGAGAAGAUUAUCCUGAUGCGAGGAAAUGCAGAAAAAGUGCAAAAGGAUACUAUAGAUGAACUAGUCAGCAGUGUGUCAAAUGAUGUUGUUGAUGCCAUGUUAGUUGAUAGUUUGACAGCAAAAACAUUCAAAGAACAUUUCUUUAAAGAUGAAGACCUUUUUAUUGACGGUGUUAUACAGGAUGUUGAUCAAUCAUAUCUGGGCAUAACAAUAUACGAUGAAGGUCUACAUUCACUGAUAAACGAAUACCUAGAUUUUCAACACGAUGCAAUUCAGGACUACAUCUACAACGUGUUCAGAUCAUUUGAAGAAAUCAAAAAUGACAAAGUGAUAGCAAACCUUAUUUUCACAAGUGAUUCAGGGGUAUUCUGGCCUACCAUAUACACAGGUAUAGUAAUAAUAGGCAUCACACUACUCAUUGGCGGACUCUAUGAAAUAUAUCGGUGGAAACAAAAAUCAACAGAAAAGGAAAGACUAAGUAAUCAGGAACUAACACUAAAAGUGUUAAAAAAGGAAGAGAAAAAAAUGGAAGAGGAGUUAACAGAUUUAAUUAAAAAAUGGGAAAAGAAUUUGCUGGACUUAAUGAAAGGUUACACAUUACGUGGUGUUUUGUCGAAGACAAAUAGAACACAUGCAAAUAUUAUGCUAAAAUUGACUCCAACUGAAUUGGAUAAGCUAGGUUUGCCUGAUAUAUCCAACGACCUUGAUUACAGAGACAGUAAAAAGUUAAAAGACAACCAAAGAUCAAAAUCCAAGAAACACAAAAAUAAGAUAGGUAAUGGUCAUUACGAGCCUUUAGAAAACGAUAACUCUUCUAAUCUGAAAGAAGAUGACAGUCUCCCAAAACCAAAAAUGAUAACUAAAGUACCGAAAAAAACUGUCAGUAAAAAAGUGAAAAAAUUAAGAAAGUCAAAAACGAGUCCUAUAAGUUACGAUGAACCUCCAGAACAUGAUAUUAAGCUACACAAAAUCAAAAAAAGGAAAAGCCCAGCUGUAUCAGGAGAAGAAUCUGAAGAAGUAGAGGAAGAUUUAAGAAAGCAGAGAAUUAGAAGAUUACCAUCAUUAAAAAUGCAUAACAAUGAAAAUUAUGUUUAAAAUAAAUUUUUUUGUUAGUUAUAUAUUUUAGGUGCACUUUUUGCUAGUUCUUGAAAUUUUUACAUACUUUUUUAAAUUUUUUUAUUAUUGUAUUUCAAUACAUGCAUGAAAUUCAUGAGAUACAAACAAAUAACAGUUUAAAAA